Messenger RNA from Dimorphilus gyrociliatus, 1432 nucleotides. The record is from the annotation of a GenBank genome assembly. NCBI's taxonomy places the organism in Eukaryota, Metazoa, Annelida, Polychaeta, Dinophilidae.
UAUGAAAAUUGGAGCAAUGGAUAUUAACUUAAUUAUCAGUGUCAUAAAGCUAACCUUUGCAAUUCUUCUUCCUAUUUGUAGAAUAACUUGGGGAGAAAUAAUGAGUUCUGGAUGGGCUCCUUUGCCUCAAAUUUUGCAUGAAGAUGUCGGGGAAGUCACAAUGACUUUUUAUGCUCCGCAAAAUGUUACCUUUUGUCAUAUUUCCACAAACGAUGGAAACGCUCUAGAAGAAACUGGUGACUAUAAGGGAAUUUCAGAAACAAAAUAUUUUAAUAUAACUACUAGAAGCGUUGAUGUGGUUUUAUCAAUUUUGAAUGAUGAUGUUUGCGAACCCACUGAAUCUUUUCAAUUGCUCGCCGAUUGUGACCAAGGAUACUCGUUCGAUGCCAACAUAACAAUUGUAGCAAAUGAUCCGCCAAACUUCCUUCUUCCAUCUGAUGUUUCAGUACUAGGCGGAAACGAUGCUGUUUUGGUCUUAAUAGUAGAACCACCAACAGGUGGUUUUGAAGGUGUACUUAGCUGCCAUGUAAAAACUGUUGAUAAAACAGCGGUAGCUCCCGAUGAUUAUCAUUCGUUUGACAAGAUUAUCACAUUUCCCGCCUCAACUUUAGCCGAUGAAACAGAUAUUGAAAUCCCUACGAGGAAAGUAUUCGGCGAAAGAUUAUCUAAAUAUUUCGAAGUAAUUGUUAGUUGCUCCUUCGAUAUUACCCUUAAAUCAACAGUAACAAUAGAAAAGUCAUCGGAGGAAAAUGCAACUUCCAACCCUCAUAGUGGUCAACUUGUGAUAAAUUCCGAAACAGGGAAUACCUUCUUGAUAUGCUAUGAUGCAAGUGGCCAAGAAGGAGAUUAUAUCGUACUAUACAAAGAUAGUCUUUGUGAUUUGAAAGUCAUUGGUCGUCAUAUAGAUCGCUAUUAUAUGGGUGCCAUUUUUUUCAAGUCUCCAAAAGCUAAUGUAUCACUAUCAUUAGAGGGAAUUACACUUGGGUCAUCAGCGGUUAAAGAAUGGUCAAAUUCAAGUUCAUGGUCAAGUGUAAUUGGUAGCAUUUCAAUUUCUGUAAUCAAUCAUUUGGCUAGAAUACGUAUAGACGUCAAAGGAAGAUCUCUGCUAUUUGAAGUCAUUAAAACGCAACUAGAUUCAAACAAUCAUCUGGAUUUUUAUAUUAUUUCGAUAAACAAUGAAUCGUUCUUAGAUAAUUAUGCUGGAGGAUUAAUUGGCACAAUUAGUCAUAAUAAGUUUGCACUUUUGACAGAUGAUUCUAUUGAAGAGAACCAUGAAUGGUCAGCAAUAAGGGUUAAUGGGAGAAUAGGCAGUGCCAAGAAAUCAUUAAUUUUCGGUUAUGAUUGCUGGUUUUUAAACCUUGAACAUAUUCUUUAUCCAAGAAAACUAAAAGAGUUUAUUUGGCAAACAGAAAAUAUGGAUUUAAUUCAAUAA